Molecule: messenger RNA, 1197 nt
Organism: Cynara cardunculus var. scolymus (artichoke)
Lineage: Eukaryota; Viridiplantae; Streptophyta; Magnoliopsida; Asterales; Asteraceae
Product: putative F-box protein At3g16210
Exons: 2
Coding region: 1-1197 (398 amino acids)
Molecular function (GO): protein binding
Source: RefSeq, a predicted model, not a curated record
AUGUCAGAUUACAUCUGUUUCGAAAUCCAACAAGAAAUCAUCAAAAGGCUUCCUGUGAAAUCAUUGAUUCAAUUCAGAUCGGUGUGCAAAGCAUGGAAGUCAUUGAUCGAUUCCUCUGAGUUCAUUGCUGGUUACACCAUCCCGCACACUCAGCCGCGACAUCUGCCUAUAAAGUACGAACUCAAAGAUCGGCAAGAAACCGAGGUGAAAUGUGUUUGUUUUGUCGAUGAUGACACUUUCCCCCACCAAAAGUUCGCUCCGACUGUGCCUUCGCUCCUCGAAGAGCUUCAUCAAUCGAGAAUAAUCGAUAGUUCUCACGGCUUGUUGUGCUUUUACGGUCGUUACCAUCGAAAGCAACGCGAUUCGUGUCUCAACGCCGUAACAGACAUGGCACUUGUGUGGAACCCUUCACUUAGAAAAUCGAUUGCAGUUGUCGUCCCCAAUGUGUUAAAACCAUUUUCAAGUGUCAUUGGUUUUGGGGUUUGUCGUGGCACUGGUGACCCUAUGCUUAUCAGGGUUUCAUAUAUUAGUAUAUGGGUUAAGUCAACAAGAAUAAGCUGCAUCCCAUGGCAAGUUAUGGUGUUUACAUUGAGCUCAGGAGAAUGGACAAGUCUAUGUGGUAAUCUGCCUCGUAAAUCACUUGUAUUCACAUGGUCGUCAGCAGUUAUAGGCCAGUUUAUCUACUGGUUUGCCUUCGAUCGGUUUGAGGACGAUGGUCGAUUAGAGUUUCGUAAUCUGAUCGUGUCAUUCGAUAUGGGCACGAAGGAGUUCAGUGAGAUACAGCUCCCAGAUAGUUUGGCUGAUAUUGGUAGUUUGUUUCACCAGCCUGAAUUAGCUUUCACCAUCUCCAGGCUAAGGGAGUCGCUUGUUGUGCUUGAAUACAGUUCGAAUACAACCGAGCUUCAAGUUUGUGGUGUAUGGAUGAUGGAGCAUGGUGAUCCAAAAUCAUUCACUAAGCUAUUCACCAUUAAAGCACCAGAUGCAAGGAUAAAGAGGACUCUGGGGUUCAGCAAGAGUGGCAAACCUCCUACGUUUGCUGUAUACGAACCUUGUUCGGAGCACGUCAAGGAUCUUGAGAUUUCCGCAACCGAAGAUUCUGUGUUUGUGAAUUCGUACACGGAAUCGCUGCUUCUGCUCAACGAGGAAGAUGAAAGGGUUUAUUCUGUGAUGGCCUCAUUGCAAAGUGUGGAGCUGUGA